This is a messenger RNA of Egretta garzetta (little egret), 3096 nucleotides long. Its product is annotated as mesothelin-like protein. Gene Ontology annotation, cellular component: cell surface. Gene Ontology annotation, biological process: cell-matrix adhesion. Lineage: Eukaryota; Metazoa; Chordata; Aves; Pelecaniformes; Ardeidae. The transcript has 17 exons. The coding region runs from base 277 to 2925 and encodes 882 amino acids. The record is from RefSeq and is a predicted model, not a curated record.
UGAGCACCUUCCCUGGCCGAGUGGCACCGAAUCCUCAUCGCCCAGCCAAACCCCCCUGGACGGAGAGCGACUCGGCAAGGCCACUGGCACUCGCAGAGCACAGGCUGGGUGCGCUGAGCUGCCGUGCUCCUACAGCUCCAGCCCCCGCAUCGGAGGAUCGGAUCAGCUGCAGGAUCCCCCCAGCACCUUCCCCCAUCCCAGACCGUGGGGCACGGCUCUUCAUUUGCACUCUGCUCGCCUGAGCCGUGCCAAGGACGAAGCCCCAGCAUCGGCAGGAUGGCACGGGCAGCCACCGCUCUCUGCCUCCGUUUCUCCACAGACCUCCUGAAAGCAGCAGUGGCUACCCUGGUCAUCGGAGCCGUCCUGUCAGCCACUGAGCAACACGCCCACCUCUCAGCCUCCGUCCUGCAAGGUUUCCAGUGCAUCCCAGCCAGUAACCUGCCCGCCACCGACAUCCUCGCGUUUGCCCAGGGACUGCAGAACGAAAGAGUGGAGCUGAGCAGCGCCCAGCUGUCCUGCCUGGCCAGGCUGCUCGCUGCCAAGAACCUGACGGCUGAUUUCAGCAGGUACCCGCCAGACCUGCUGCUCUUCUUUGACUCAGCCGAGGUGCGCAGUGGGACCUGCGGAGCAUUUUAUGCCCAGGCUUCCCGCGGGAACCUGGACCUGCUGCCACGGGGCUCAGCCCGGAGGACGGGGCUGCUGCGUGGGGCGCUGGCCUGCCUGGGGGUGAGGAGCAGCCGCCUGCGCCCCGAGCAGCUCGGCGGCCUCGGGGCACUGGUGUGUGACAUGGAGCCAGAGACCAUCACAGCCUCAGACACCGGCAUCCUGGAGAACCUGAAGCUCUGCCCAGAGCUGACAGGGGCCCAGCAGGAUGCCCUCAACGCUGUGCUCCUCGGGGGUGUCACAGCAUACGGGGAUCCUUCGAGCUGGGAUUUACAGACUCUGCAAAAUUUGGGGCCGCUCGUGCUGGCAUUGAAUCAGACCACGCUGAGCUUGGUGGCUGAGGCAGCACGGGAGGCUUUCCGCACGGCCACAUACAGCAGCCAGGGACAUUCCCAGCGGGAGAAGAUCCUGACCUUCCUCAGGGCCUUCGCAGCAGUGUCAGCUUCAUCUCAUCCCAGGCUGAAGCGGAGCACAGACCGCUGCCUGUCCAGGCCCAUCACGGCCAGCACCAUCUCCGACUCCCUCAUAUUCAGCUACUACGACACCAGCGAGCAGUUCGACCUCUGCCUGAGCAAUGAGGUUUUAAAAGCAAACCUGAAGGCUCUGCUGGAACAGCCGCUCACCAAGGAAUACCUCUGCAUCGUUAAAAAAAAGCUGGAGCAGAUUUACCCGUCAGGGAUCCCAGAGAAGGAGCUGAAGGUGCUCGGGCCACUGUCCCAGCUGUACACGGCAGAGGAGAUCAGCCUGUGGCCGGUGACAUCCAAUGACACACUCCUGGCCCUGCUCAAGACCUUGGAUACCAAGUGGAGCACUCCCCAGGUCCAGCAGCUGGUCAGCAGGUACCUGGCCCUGGGGGGCACCUUGACUGGGCCCUUGCUUCAGAAAAUUGGGGGGCCAAACCUGUGCAAUCUGCAGGAGGGGCAGCUCGAACAAAUAUCUCCAGAAGCAAUCAGGACUGCCGGACAAUUAAACAUUACUUCUUGCUCUCAAGCCAAGAAGGACCAACUCUACAAAAAAGCCCAGGAGGCCUUUGCUGGCCAGGCUGGCACCACCAGGGCAUAUUACUGCCGGAUUCAGCCAUAUCUGGGUGGAGCUCCAGCAAAGGACCUGAAAGAUUUGGCUAAAACUGGGGUCGCCAUAGACAUGGACAAGGACACCUUUCUUGCCCUAAACCCUGAUGAACUGCAGAAACUCAGCGUCAUGGACGUGAAAAAUUUGCUUGGGGAAAACCUGCCUUCCCUGAAGGAAGCUGAAAAUGAGACCUUGGUGAUGCUCUGGGUGAAGAGACAGUCCCAGCGGGAACUGGACAGUAUCCUGGGAAUUGGCCUGCGAGGGGGGACGGAGGAGUCUGUCCCCACGGAUACGGCCACCCCUCCUCACUCCACUGCCUUGGCCAGUGUCACCCCCGUGGCUACCAUGCCCACGCCCACCACCCUCCUUGCUGUCCCCACCCCUAUUUCCAUUAACAGCCUCCCCACCGCUCAUCCAAGCAUCAGCCCCACCCCAAGCGCUACCAGCCUGACCUCCCCCACCAGCGCUCCCAGUGCUGGGAGUCCCCCUGCCACCUCCACCGCCCGACCUGCUCUGACCACCAGCUCCAUCAUCCCAUGCUCCAUCCACCAGUCUGCCACCUCGAAUAAGGCCACCCCCGCCGCUGUCACCCUCCUCGCCACCACCCUUGCCUCUGUCAACCCCAAUGGCACCUCUCCCCACUCCAUCCCACCCCCUACUCUCACGCACAGGGCCAGCACCAGCAUUGUUACCAACCCGGCUGUUACCACUCACAACACCAGCACCCUACCGGUGCCCACGAACCCCCCAGCACCCGGGGACACAGCCAACCCCACUCCUGCCACCCGUAACACUGCUACACUGAGCACCCACAAUGCUCCCAGCACCCUUGUCCCUAACUCCACGCCUGCACCCGCUGCCACAGAAACGAGCCUCCCUCCCCACAAGCCCACCCUGAUUCCCAACUCCACCAUCUCCACCCAAAGCGUCAUCUCCUCAACAGCCAAGACUACAACAUUGGCUUGCAAGACCAGUACCCGCCCAGCAUUUCUCAGCCCUUCUUCCACUCCCACCAGCAGUGAGACCACUAAAAACCCACCCACAGGCACGCCAGAGUCACUGACAUCAACACCCAACGGAUACAUCAACCUGCAACCUGGAGCUGGAUCAUCAGGAUCCAGACUCUCCUCCUGCAUAGUGCCCAUACUGAUGAUGGCCGUGGGAAGCUCUCUGCUGCAAGGGUUUCUCUGACACCGCCACCUCCGGCACCGUAUGCGCUGGAUCCGUCCUUUAAUUUUCGCCAUCCUGCAAAAUAACGGUGCUGGCAAAUUACCUGCUGAAAAGCAGAAACUCAGGAAAGAAACAGAGUUUGUCCAUUUGAUCCCAGCAUGGAACUUGUUCAUUAUUUCUGAGGCUGGGCAG